AGUAUUUAAAAAUGAGGAGAAGAGGGAAGGGGUGUCUAAAUAUUGAAAAAAAAUUUUUGAAAUAAAUUGUACUAUUGGAAAAUUUGGAGAAAUAUGGGGAUGGAUGUUCGUUUGCUAAAAUAAUUUUCUGUUCUUAUGUGCAAAAAAAAUUUUGAAAUUAAUUAUUUAUUUAUCUCAUUUCCUCAAUUUAGGAACGAUAAUGAUGAUGAAUUAUUUUAUUUACUAAAACAAAAUAAUUGUACUAUUGAAAGAGUUGAUGGAACAAAGUUUGGACAAGACGAUUUUCUCAGCAAUUAUGCAUAUUCAAAGCCUUUAAUUAUUACAAAUAUUUUUGAUAAUGCUAAAAAGGCGUAUUUUCAAAAAUCUAAUUUAUUGGCUAAUUGGAGCAAUUUUCCUGUUGUUUUGGCGUCAGCUAAUACCUACAGGCGAGUGAUUUUUUGUGAUUUUAACAAUUUCAAAACAAAAUUUUUUUCAGUAGAAACUACAUUUGGUGUUUAUUUACAAAAAUAUUUGAAGCCUUUAGACAUCAAUAUUCCUGCAAAUGAAACAUUUUAUCUUUUUGGUGAUAUUGACAGAGAGAUGUGGAAACCUUUAUUAGACCAAUAUAAAUUGCCUAGUUGGAAUUUACCUGGACACGAACCUGCUUUAAGCUUUGGAAUUGCUGCUGUUGGAACUGGUGUUCCCUUUCAUUUUCAUGGGCCUGGUUUUGCAGAAGUUAUAUUUGGAGCAAAAUAUUGGUUUCUUUCUCCAUUUGAAAAACGUCCAAAAUGGGAUCCAAAUGUUUCUACCUUACAAUGGAUGAAAGAAAUAUUUUUAAAUUUGCCUUUAGAAGAAAAACCGUUAAAUUGUCUUUUACUCCCCGGAGAAUUGAUUUAUUUUCCUGACAAGUGGUGGCAUGCUACACUAAAUGUCAAAACUUCUGUAUUUUUUAGUACAUUUUUAAGUCCAACUAAUAAUAAAAUUAAUGAGAAUAAGGAAAAUUGGAAAGAUGAAUUUUAA
Meloidogyne enterolobii is the source of this 999-nucleotide messenger RNA. Lineage: Eukaryota; Metazoa; Nematoda; Chromadorea; Rhabditida; Meloidogynidae. The record is from the annotation of a GenBank genome assembly.